Messenger RNA from Tetrahymena thermophila SB210, 1671 nucleotides. RefSeq lists its product as hypothetical. The transcript has a single exon. The record is from RefSeq and is a predicted model, not a curated record. NCBI's taxonomy places the organism in Eukaryota, Ciliophora, Oligohymenophorea, Hymenostomatida, Tetrahymenidae.
AUGUAUUCAAAAGUUUUUUGUUUGAUACUUGCUUUUGCUCUAUUAUAGAUAGCAUAUACAGCUGACUGUGAACGUUGUACUUUUAGUGCAGAUGGAAAAGAUGAUAAGGGCCUUUGUACUCAAUGCGAAGAAGGUACAUGUACUCCAGAAAAAGGAACUAUAGGAACUAGUUAAUUAGCUUGUUCUAUUAAAAAAUGCUAGGCUGGUUAAUUUAGCGAAACUGGAUAUGAUUCUGAUGGAAAGGGGAAAGGAUGCACUAAUUGUAACCCAGGUACUUACUCUUUGGAAGGUUCUACAGAAUGCAAUCUAAUUCCUUGUGGCUAUGGAUAUUAUAGCGAAACAGGCUACUACGAUAAAAAGGAAGGAAAUAGAGAUGAUUAUUGUGAUGAAUGCUCAUAAGGCAGGUCCACCACAAAAGAAAAUACAAUAGGAGAUUAUUAUGAUGAUGAUGAUGAUAUUAUUUGUGAUUUACAGUUAGAAGAAUGUCCUGAAGGUACAUAUAGUGAUACAGGUUAUGAUAGUGAUGGAAAAGGCAGUGGAUGCUAAACAUGUGAGCCUGGUACUCAUUCAAGAUAAGGUUCAAAGUGGUGUUCUCUAAAAGUCUGCGGUGUUGGCACUUAUAGCUAUAAUGGCUAUUACAAUACUAGAGCUAAUGAGAAAUGUAGAGUUUGCCCAAUUGGUAAAUCAACUGAUAAAGAAAUGACUAUAGGAGAUAAUGAUAAAGUAUGUACGUUGUAAUUAAAAUAGUGUCCUGAAGGUACAUUUAGUACUUCAGGUUAUGAUGGUAAUACAAAAGAAAGUCAAUGUAAGACGUGUAAAUCUGGUACUCAUUCUUUAUAAGGCUCAAAAUCAUGUUAACUAAGACCUUGUGAUUAAGGUUAUUAUAGUAGUACAGGAUAUUUUAAUAUUAAUAAGGAAUUGAAUUGCACUGAGUGCCCUCCAGGCAAAUCUACUAAGGAGCAAUAGACUAUAGGAAUAGAUGAAAAAGUUUGUGAUGUGUAGCUAUAAUUCUGUCCUUAAGGCAAAUUUAGUAAGUCAGGCUAUGAUUUUGACGGGAAAGGGAAAGGAUGUUCUGAUUGUUAGCCAGGUACUUACUCUUUAGUAGGCUCUAAAACAUGCGAUCUAACAUAUUGUGGUUAUGGUUAUUAUAACAUAAAUGGCUAUUAUAAACAUUCUAAAGAAGCAGAAUGCUAAUAAUGCCCAAUAGGUAAAUCUACCCCGCUAGAAAAUACAUAAGGAACAGAUGAUAAAGUUUGCAGUGUGCCAUCAAAUAAGUGUCCUGAAAAUAAAUGGAGUAAUUCAGGUUAUGACUAUGAUGGAAAAGGGAAAGGAUGUAAAUAUUGUGAAUCAGGGACGUUCUCUAUUGAGGGUUCUACAACCUGUGAUCUAAAGCCUUGUGGUUAUAAUUCUUAUAGCUAAACAGGUUUUUACAUUACUAAUUAAAAUGAAGAAUGUAAGGCUUGUCCAGAAAAUACUUAUACUAAUGGAUAUAUUAAUAAAAGUUUGGAUGAUUCAAUUUGUUUAUCUUAUAAUUCAAGUGAUUGUGAUGAAAGUGAAAGUGAAAGUGAAAGUGAAAGCGAAAGUGAAAGAUAUGAUGAUAUUGAAACUACUUCAAACUCUAUUAUCAUUAAAACUACUUUAAGUUUGAUUUUAUUAGUUGCUCUUUUCUGA